AACAUCAGCUAAAAUUAGAAGAUCUUUUACAAAAAUAUAAAACAAAAGGAGUAAUCAAAAAUUAUUGCACUAAUAGGUAUGUAUUUGAAGAUUUUGAAUGGAUUCAAAGUAAAUUCUGUACGUUAUAUGAUUAAAGGAAGAUUAGGGAAUUUUAAAAUAAUUGAUAGAAAAUCGCAAUUUAAUUACGGAAAAUUAGAAAAUUUAUUUAGAAUAUUAGUUUGUAAAAUAACUAAAGUUUUAUCUAAUUAUGAAAGAUCGGUAUUUAAAUUAAUAUUUUUGUCAAAAUUGUCGCUGGGAUGAGGCGCAGUAUUCACGAUCGUUUUUUUAUUAGCAGUAGGAAUUUUAAUGUCUAUUGUCUAAUAAGUAGGUGAAAGUUAUCUAAAUUAGAAAAUCUAUGAUUUAU
This is a messenger RNA of Rhizophagus irregularis DAOM 181602=DAOM 197198, 403 nucleotides long. Lineage: Eukaryota; Fungi; Glomeromycota; Glomeromycetes; Glomerales; Glomeraceae. The record is from RefSeq and is a predicted model, not a curated record.